Molecule: messenger RNA, 2884 nt
Organism: Rattus norvegicus (Norway rat)
Lineage: Eukaryota; Metazoa; Chordata; Mammalia; Rodentia; Muridae
Gene: Pgm5
Product: phosphoglucomutase 5
Exons: 11
Coding region: 48-1751 (567 amino acids)
Biological process (GO): carbohydrate metabolic process
Cellular component (GO): cytoskeleton; sarcolemma; adherens junction
Molecular function (GO): magnesium ion binding
Source: RefSeq, marked validated
AGAUCCCCGAGGCUCCCGCAGCCACGGCAGGACCGGCCAGCGGCGCCAUGGAGGGGAGCCCCAUCCCGGUGCUGACCGUGCCCACAGCGCCCUAUGAGGACCAGCGGCCGACCGGUGGCGGCGGGCUGCGGCGGCCCACAGGACUCUUUGAGGGCCAGCGCAACUACCUGCCCAACUUCAUCCAGAGUGUGCUGUCGUCCAUUGACCUGCGCGACAGGCAGGGUUGCACGAUGGUGGUGGGUAGCGAUGGCAGGUACUUCAGCAGGACGGCCACUGAGAUCGUGGUGCAGAUGGCUGCGGCCAACGGGAUUGGUCGGCUGAUUAUUGGGCAGAAUGGCAUCUUGUCGACACCUGCAGUCUCCUGCAUUAUCAGGAAGAUCAAAGCAGCUGGUGGGAUCAUCCUAACAGCCAGCCACUGUCCUGGAGGACCAGGGGGAGAGUUUGGAGUGAAGUUUAAUGUUGCUAAUGGAGGUCCUGCACCAGAUGUCGUCUCAGACAAAAUCUACCAGAUCAGCAAAACAAUUGAGGAAUAUACCAUAUGCCCCGACCUUCGAAUUGACCUAUCCCGGCUAGGAAGACAAGAAUUUGACCUGGAGAACAAGUUCAAACCAUUCAGAGUGGAGAUUGUGGACCCCGUUGACAUCUAUCUCAACCUCCUGCGGACUAUCUUUGACUUUAACGCCAUCAAGAGUUUGCUGACAGGACCCAGCCAGCUGAAGAUCCGUGUUGAUGCUAUGCAUGGAGUUAUGGGGCCCUAUGUAAGAAAAGUUCUGUGUGAUGAACUGGGAGCUCCGGCCAACUCCGCCAUAAACUGUGUCCCAUUAGAAGACUUCGGAGGGCAGCACCCGGACCCAAACCUGACAUACGCGACCACCCUUCUGGAAGCCAUGAAGGGGGGAGAAUAUGGAUUUGGAGCUGCAUUUGAUGCUGAUGGGGACCGUUAUAUGAUCCUUGGCCAAAAUGGCUUCUUUGUGAGUCCCUCAGACUCCCUCGCCAUCAUUGCUGCCAACCUCUCUUGCAUUCCUUAUUUCCGUCAGAUGGGUGUUCGCGGGUUUGGGAGGAGUAUGCCAACCAGCAUGGCCCUGGACAGAGUGGCUAAAUCAAUGAAGGUUCCUGUGUAUGAGACCCCUGCUGGAUGGAGAUUCUUCUCAAAUCUGAUGGACUCCGGACGAUGCUCUCUGUGUGGAGAGGAGAGCUUCGGCACUGGGUCUGAUCACCUCCGGGAGAAAGAUGGCCUCUGGGCUGUCUUGGUCUGGCUGUCCAUUAUUGCUGCCCGGAAACAGAGCGUGGAGGAAAUUGUUAGAGAUCAUUGGGCCAAAUAUGGCCGCCACUACUACUGCAGGUUUGACUACGAGGGACUGGAGCCUAAGGCUACGUAUUACAUCAUGAGGGACCUGGAGGCCCUGGUUACGGACAAGUCCUUCAUCGGCCAGCAGUUUGCUGUGGGGAGCCACAUUUACAGCAUUGCAAAGACCGACAGCUUUGAGUAUGUGGACCCUGUGGAUGGCACCGUGACCAAGAAACAGGGCCUGAGGAUCAUCUUUUCGGAUGCAUCACGGCUUAUAUUCCGGCUCAGUUCCUCCAGUGGUGUUCGGGCCACCAUCAGACUGUAUGCGGAGAGCUACGAGAGGGAUCCCAGCGGUCACGAUCAGGAACCACAGGCAGUGCUGAGCCCUCUCAUAGCCAUUGCGCUGAAAAUAUCCCAGAUUCAUGAGAGAACUGGCCGGAGAGGACCCACCGUCAUCACCUAAGCACAGGGCGGCAGAGCACUGGGAGAGAUGCUUCACCAUGCCUUCUCGCUUCCUGUUUGUGCCUCUUAGGACUCUGGAGAAACAAAAGCUAUUUUGCUGUUGGGGUGGGGGGUAAAAGGAGGGUGGGAAUGGGGGGAUGUACCCCUUUUAAUUUGGUUUGUCCAGUUCUUCCAAAUGCAGCAGGGUCUUUAGUUGUCUGUCAGAGCUUCACUACUGUUUAAGACCUGGAUUUUGUCACACCAAAGCGCUACUCCUUUUGAGAAAGAUAGGGAACUAUUAGUCACAGCCCCUGUAUAUUUCUGGUGUCUUGUGAGAAAAUAUUCUGAGAGACAGGAGAGAGAGAGAGAGAGAGAGAGAGAGAGAGAGAGAGAGAGAGAGAGAGAGAUCUAAGGUCUUUGGGUGGGCAGAAGACUCCCUACCAUAGAGGAAGACUCAUUUGCAUCUUUGUUCGGAUCUGCCAUGGUGGAAGGUUUAGAACUUCUAGGCGACACACCCCUCCCACUGGCCAUCCAAUGGCCAUGCUUCCCAGCCUGCCAACAUCUCUGCACUAGCUCUCCUAGUCUUCUAGGUUUUCUAUGAUUCACAAUGACACACCUCCAACAAGACACACACGAAGGUGCUUUCCUUUCUUUUAUUUUGCGUGUAGUAUCCACUUAGCUGCCAAGCUGGCUGCAUCCCUCUGAAUGUAGCCAUUUCUUGUGCAGUGGGGAAGGAUUUUCCAGCGGCAGAUGAAGGAUUCUGAAGGGGCUGGAGUAUUUAAUGGGAGAGUUGUGGGCCCUCUGGGACAGAGAGGUGGAUUGUCACAGCUGGCUCUCUUUGCCUGAGGGAAAGGGACCUGGCAGCUCCUGCAGGCACAUGGACUAGGGCAGAGUCCUCUGCCAGGCAUGGGAUGUGUUUGCUUAUGUUUGUCUCCCUUGGGAACUGCAGGUUGGCUUAUCACACCCUUUGAGGAGGUGACCUAGUGCCCCUUUACUGUUAAGCAAGGCAUGAUCGCUGUCAUCAAGGUCAGUGCCGCAAGGAAACAUUCCCAGAUAGGUGUUUGUUUCCGUUUUCUCUCCGCGCUUCUGUCAAAAACUUGCUAGGAUAUUUAGUAGCCAAUAAACCAGAAUUUCCUUAUUUUAACCUCCAUAUAA